AUGGUUUUUCAAGACAAAAAAACGCAAACAGAUCAGUUCCUUGUUUCGUCUCGUGAAUUCUCUGGUCUGAAACUCAAACAUGUUCUGAAGUUUCUCUCUUCUUUACUGCUCCCACUCGCAUUAGGCGUCUUCACUCUUAUAAUCUCUCUUCAGCAACAGCAACUAGCUAAACAACAACGUGAAGAAGAUCGAAAUGCAUCCAAACAACAACGAAUUGAAGAUCGAGAAGCAACUGAACGAUUGCGUGAGCAAGACCGAAAUUUAUCCCAACAACAACGCAUCGAAGAUAGAAUUGCAGCCGAACAGUUGCGUGAACAAGAUCGAAAUUCAUCGCAACAACAACGCAUCGAAGAUAGAAUUGCAGCCGAACAACUGCGUCAACUAGAAAGAACCUUGACUAAUGAACGGUACCAAAAAGAAGUUCUCGAUACUUACAUUAAAGAGAUCGGGAAACUGCUAGAGAAGAACCAUGGAUCACUAAUUUCUAAUGAAGUUGCGGCUACACUCGCUCGAGCUAAAACGCUGAAUAUCUUUCGUAAAUUAGAUUCACAGUACAAUGUUCACAUUAUUCGAUUUCUCUACGAAGCCAAGCAACUUACUGAAUUACACGAGCAUCCUUCAUUGGAUCUUUCUACAGCCGAGCUUCAUGAUAUGGAUUUUCGUGACUCAGCAAUCAAUAAAAGGAUAUUGAAAAGAUUAUCAAUGACUAGUAUCUUUCUAACGAAUGCCACCUUCAUAGGGAUUGAGAUGGAGCACGUCAACUUUGCCGACACUCAGUUUGAUACAGUUAACUUUUCAUCAGCGAAACUUCGACACGUCAACUUUUCACAUGCUAGAUUCGAUCAUGCGAACUUUUCAUUUACUUCUCUAAUGAAUACUACAUUUUCAUUAAGUCAAUUGAAAAAUAUCAAUUUUUCAUCUACCCGACAUGAGGAUGUCGAUUUUAGGUUCGCGGCACUUGAAAAUAUUGAUUUUUCAUCGUCUCAACUGAAAAAUGAUCUUUCUUAUACACAAAAUCUAUUUUUGGGUUGCGCUUUAGCUUCAGCCGACUUUUCUGUCACGAGAGCAUCUGAUACAGAUUUUCAGCAAGUAUAUUGUGUUGCAGCUCGUUUCAAUAAAACUGAUUUAUCUUCUUCCUGCUUUCGGCAGUCAAAUGUAAAGCGUGCUUUGUUCAUAGACGCUGACCUGACCGACGUUAGUUUUCUUGAUGCCAAUCUGUACAAAGCUAACUUCUCUGAAACUACGGUUACAGAUGAACAGCUUCGAAGUGCUCUCUCUAUUCAAAACGCUGUACUACGUAAUGGGACGCUUGUUCAUGACACAAAUCUGAUUAACAAUGGCCAAGCUGAUUGCAAUAUUCCUCUUGUCAAUCACUGGACAUUGCUGACUGGCAAUAUCAUUACGAUGAAAUCAGAUAAUAAUACGAGUAACUGUCGCUUCGUUUUACAAGCACUGAAUACAAGUGCAAGCAUGUUCCAACGUCUCAAUUUAUCAAAGAGGUGGAAUUCGACUUCUUGGUCAUAUACUCAAGUUGUAUUCAGUGCUCAAAUGAGUCCCAAUGUAAGCAUAGAGCUGAGAGGAAUCAAUGUUAAUGACUCAGUUGUUGCUCGACAAGCGUUAAGUAAGUUUCCGUUUAUAUUAGUCCUAAUUGCGAUACCUCUUCCGUUUACAGGCUUCAACAAAGAGAAUGUCACUAUGAUCUUACGCAAAGAUAUGCGUGAGCUUGAAAUUUUCAUUGAAUUUACUGUACCAGUCAAUCAAAGCACUACAAGUUACUGGUGUGAUGACAUCAGACUAUUCAUUGUUUAUGAUGCAUACGGAGAAUUUCAACAAGUUGUCCCUGAUAUUUCAUUGAACGCACAGUGGGCAAAUAAUGGUGUGACUGUUGCUGGAGGCAAUGGUUCGGGUAAUACCAUCAAUCAAAUAUCCAGCCCUCACGGUUUCUUUAUUGAUGAUGAUCAAACAAUGGUCAUCGCUGACUUUAGAAACCAUCGUAUCGUCCAAUGGAAAAUGAACGAUACGAAUGGACAAGUAGUAGCUGGUGGCCAUGGUAGAGGGAACCUCCUGCAUCAAUUGAAUCAGCCAACUGAUGUAUUAAUUGAGAAAGAGACGGAUAGUCUCAUUAUUUGCGAUAUGUGGAAUCUACGGGUCUUACAAUGGUCUCGUCGGCAUGGUACUACUCACGGAGAAAUUCUUGUUGACAACAUCAACUGUUGGGGAUUGGCCAUGGACAAUCAGAAAUGUCUCUACAUUUCUGACACCGAAAAUGAUGAAGUCAGACGAUAUCAAAUGGGAGACAAUAACGGUACUGUCGUGGCUGGUGGUCAUGAAAAGGGUGAUGGUCUCAAUCAACUCGACUUUCCUACAUAUAUCUUUGUCGAUAGACAACAUUCGGUCUACGUGUCAGACUAUGUAAACCAUCGUGUAAUGAAAUGGAAUAAAGGUGCAGCAGAAGGAAUUACCGUCGCUGGUGGUCAAGGUCAAGGAAGUGCUCUGACACAAUUGUCGUAUCCUAACGGAUUGUUCGUCGACACGUUGAAUAGUCUUUACGUAGCAGAUCGGGAAAAUAAUCGAGUGAUGCGUUGGUCUCAAGGAGCAAAACAGGGUAGUGUGAUGGUAGGUGGAAAUGGCAGAGGGGAAGGAGUAAACCAGUUUCACUAUCUCGAAGGACUGUCUUUCGAUCGUUAUGGAAAUCUCUAUGUCGUCGAUCAUGGGAAUCAUCGCGUUCAAUGUUUUUCAAUCCAAUAG
Rotaria socialis is the source of this 2748-nucleotide messenger RNA. The record is from the annotation of a GenBank genome assembly. NCBI's taxonomy places the organism in Eukaryota, Metazoa, Rotifera, Eurotatoria, Philodinida, Philodinidae.